Messenger RNA from Danio rerio (zebrafish), 2380 nucleotides. Lineage: Eukaryota; Metazoa; Chordata; Actinopteri; Cypriniformes; Danionidae. The record is from RefSeq and is a predicted model, not a curated record.
CUAUUCAAUAGAAGCCGUGUGCUAGUGCAGUGCGCGUGCGCAUUUCAGAACAUGGACCCGAGUUGUAAACAGUGCAGCUUUGCGAUGAAGCGGCGUCACAUCGGCCUCCAGCAGCUGCAGGCCAUCACAUCCACCGCUCAUGCAUUUCUAGGUCCAAACAAACGGCUGAAGUUCAUUCAAGAUGAAGACGCCGGGGAUGCAGUUUUAAUCGGAUCCUGUCCACGUCUGCUGGAACACCUGGAGCUGGACGGAUCUGUCGGACAGCUGCUGCACGAGACAGUUCUGGCCCAGAAGAAGCUCUUCCACUCGGGCACGAACACGCUGAUGUUUCUGGCCGGAGCCUGGAGCCGAGUCGCUCUGGAGUGUCUGAACAGAGGAAUCAGUGUGUCGGACAUUAAAUCAGCCAUGAGGGGAGGACUGCAGGAGUGUUUGGAUGCAUGCACACAGUUAGCGGUCAGUGUGGAGGAGUUUAAGAAAUCUGAUGUUAGAUCUAAUGAUCAGUGCAUUGAUAUGAUGGUCAAACACAGCAGAUACAUUAAUGCACGAACUAAAAACACACAAUCUGAUGACAAUGUGCAAGAUUUUAGAAAGUUAAGUAUUAAAUCAGAUGAUCAGUGCAUGGAUAUGACACAUAAACAUAGCAGAUAUGCUAAUACACAAACUGAACACGCACAAUCAGAUGACAAUGUGCAAGAUUUUAAGGGAUCAGGUAUUAAAUCUAAUGAUCAAUGCAUGGAUAUGACACUCAAACACAGCAGAUACAUUAAUACAAAAACGGAACACGCACAAUCAAAUGUCAAUAUGCAAGAUUUUAGGAAGUUAGAUGAUAAAUCUGAUGAUCAAUGCAAGCAUAUGACACUCAAACACAGCAGACACUUUAAUGCACGAACUAAAAACACACAAUCAGAUGUCAAUGUGCAAGAUUUAAAGGGAUCAGAUAUUAAAUCUAUUGAUCAAUGCAUGGAUAUGACACUGAAACACAGCACACACUUUAAUGCACAAACUGAACACAAUAUGCAAGAUUUUAGGAAGUUAGAUGAUAAAUCUGAUGAUCAAUGCAUGUAUAUGACACUCAAACACAGCAGACACUUUAAUGCACAAACUGAACACACACAAUCAGAAGUUACUAUGCAAGAUUUUACGAAAUCAGAUAUUAAAUUGGACAAUCAAAGCAUGCAUAUGACCCUCAAACACAGCAGACACUUUAAUGCACAAACCGAACACACACAUCAUGAUGUCACUGUCAUCGCACAAGCCGUCAGCCACGGAUGCUCCUCCAUGCAUUUACUUUUAAAAGCGUAUGAGUUGCAAAACCGCGCACAUCUGGAUAUACACAAUCUGGCAACGUGCUGCAUCCCAGGCGUAUCUGAAGAUCAUGCGUGUGUGUUGCGUGGGUAUGUCACACUGCUCUCAGUCCAACAGACGACCCAAGUUCAGCGCCUUCAGGGACGUCCAUUGAAUAUCGCUUUAAUAAACGGCGAUUUAUCUGAGAAAUAUCGCCAUGUGGGCUUUAAUAGGCCUGGAAACAUCAAGCACAUCACCGAUUUGUUCAUCACUGAGGAAUCCUGGAUUGAAAAUGCAUACAAACUCCUGCAUGAUUCCAGUAUUGAUGUUGUGUUUGUGAGCGGUGUGGUUGAUGUGGAUCUGAAACAGAGAUGCAAAGACGUUCUGAUUCUUGAAGGUGUUAAAAGCAGCGUUUUGAAGCAUUUCAGCACAUGCACCGGAGCCGUCCCGGUGUCCUACAUCUGUCAGCUGGAUGAGCGCCGCGUGGGCCGAGGGCUGAGGCUCAGGAAAGAGUCGAUCAGUGGGAGAUCUGAUAUUGUGAGCAUCACCACUGACUGCUCGGUUCUGGUCACUGCGGUUAUAUGCAGCUCUGUGUCUGCUAAACUGCAGAUGCUGGAGGAUGAGUUCUGGAGCUGCGCGCACCGGCUGCAGCAUGCGCUCACAGAUGGGAAACUUCUGCAUGGCGCUGGAGUCACUGAACUCAUCUGCAUACGCCGGCUUCGACAGUACACACAGCUGCACCCUGACAGAAGCCCUCAUGACAGUGCGGUCCUGGAGCUGAUGUCUGAAGCCUGGAUGGACUUCAUCUCUACUGUAAUGCUGAACAGCGGCUCGGUGGCGAAUAGAACAGAGGCCUGGACGUCUAUCACACAUCAGAUGAGACGACACACAGAUAUAGGAGUCACAGAUGGACUCGGUGUGUAUGAUAACGUGACGGUGAAGUGUGAAGCCUGGAGAAGAGCUCUGGAUCUGGUGUUUCUGGUGCUUCAGUCGGACACUGAGAUCAUUACUGGGGUCAGUCAGGGAGAAAACACGUAUAAUCAGCUGAUGUUUCUUUGACGUCUGUGGUAUUAUUAAAGCUUGGCUGCAUUGGAAA